AUGAAGGUCUUCUCCACCGCUGCAGCUCUUCUGGCGUCGCUGGCCGCGCACACGGCGACCGCCGGCUACGUGACGACGUCGGGCACCAACUUCGAGCUGGAUGGCAAGCCCUUCUACAUCUUCGGCACCAACGCGUACUGGGCGUCGGAGAUCACUUGGAGCAAGACGGACCUGGCCACGAUCUUCAACACGAUGGCCGACAGCGACCUGACCGUGUGCCGCACGUGGGGCUUCGCCGACCUCAAGGAGGCUGGCAACGCGCCGUACAACAUCGUGUACCAGUUGUGGCAGGACGGCAAGCCCACGGUCAACACGGGCGACAACGGCCUCGGCUACUUCGACCUGGUGGUCGCGGCCGCCAAGGCCGCCGGCGUCAAGCUGGUCGUGCCCUUCGUUAACAACUGGUCCGACUACGGCGGCAUGGACGUGUACGUCCAGCAGCUAGGCGGCACCUACCACGACGAGUUCUACACGGACGAGAAGAUCAAGGCCGCGUACAAGAACUUCGUCAAGACGUUCGUGACGCGCUACGCCGACGAGGAGACCAUCAUGGCCUGGGAGCUCUGCAACGAGUGCCGCUGCGCGGGCUCCGGCACGCUCAAGGAGUCGGGCAACUGCACCCACGCCACCAUCACGGACUGGAUGACCGAGAUGUCUGCGUACAUCAAGUCGCUGGACAAGAACCACCUCGUGGCUUCUGGAAGCGAGGGCUUCAUGAACACGGACAGCAGCGUGUACCUGUACUCCGGCCCCUCGGGUGUCGACUUCGACGCCAACCUGGCCAUCGACAGCAUCGACUACGGCGCGUACCACGCGUACCCGGACUCGUGGGGCGUGGACACCGCCAAGGCCGAGUCGUGGGGCGUGCAGUGGAUCGACGACCACGUUGCGUCUGGAAAGAAGGCGGGAAAGCCGGUUGUGCUCGAAGAGUACGGCAUCAAGGCGCUGGACUCGGCGUCGUACCUGUCUUGGAGCGACCAAGUGUACAAGUCCAAGUCGCACAUGCAGUACUGGCAGUUCGGCAUCAAGUCGCUCAGCACGACGGAUGACGGCUACACGAUCUACGACAAGGACGAGCUCUUCUCCACUGCCAUCGCCACUGCCGCCGCCAAGUUCGCGUCGCUCAACGGUGGCUCCUCCUCCAACUCGUCCGCCAGCACGACGACGACGACGACGACGACUGCGCCGACCACGAGCUCCAGCGUUGCCGGCGAGGCUGAGACCAGCGAGUCGGCCGACACCACCUCGAGCGCGACUGAUGCGUCCACUACGCAAGACUCGACCACGGGCUCGGCUGUUGAAUCGACUACGGGAUCGGGCACUACCACGCAGGACUCGUCUAUUGAGUCGGCCACUGGCUCGGCCGCGGGAUCGGAUACUGCUGCUUCUGGCACGGAUGCCUCAUCCGACUUGACCCCGUCGACGGCUUCGAGCACCGACGCUUCUUCGGGCAGUCCUACCACCACGUCCACGGCUUACAGCACGGGGGCUUCCGCUGAGGACUCGACGGCUGGAUCGGACUCGCCUACCCAGUCCACCACUGACGCCCCCGCUGCUACUACGGCCGCUCCAUCGAGUGACAAGUGCGCCGUUCGUCGCCGCGCUUAGAUGUUUGUGCGUCGUGUUGGGGAAGUUUUGAGUGUUUCAGAAGCAGGAUAGUGUGUCUGCGUUGUAAGUGAAAUUCCACACCUCGGAAUGCGUAGUUAACGACACAGAAAGGCUUCUGAUGCAACAUGAUUCACUGAAUAUUU
This is a messenger RNA of Phytophthora sojae, 1751 nucleotides long. Its product is annotated as glycoside hydrolase family 5 protein. Gene Ontology annotation, molecular function: hydrolase activity, hydrolyzing O-glycosyl compounds. The record is from RefSeq and is a predicted model, not a curated record. Lineage: Eukaryota; Oomycota; Peronosporomycetes; Peronosporales; Peronosporaceae. Bases 1 to 1608 code for a protein of 535 amino acids. The transcript has 3 exons.